GGUCCUGUGCCUUUGUGCGUAUGUGUGUGCGCGUGUAAGGGAGCGCUCCUGGUAAUCCUGAGACACCCGGUGAGCGGCAGUGUUUAUUUUUGGGUCAGUGACAGUGUGUCAAUGGCCGCAGAUGCAUCGGACAGGAAGGCUCUGAGAUACAAGCAGACCCUGCUCUAUGGGGAGUACCAGGAGCACCACGGAACCUCGGGCAGGCGGGAGGCCACCAGGCUGCUGACAGAGAGACAGAUCAAGAAACACGGCAGACAUGACCACAGGAAGACACGCCACGGCCAUCACGGCCGCGGACAUCAGCAUGGCUACCACAGCAGGCAGCGGGCUAAACAUAAGGCCAACAUGGACAACGAGAACGUGGAUGACCAGCCGCCUGCAGAAGACUUCAUCUUCUCCCUGAAGAAGAAGCGCUCCUACUCCAAAUGCAGAGACUGCAUAGCCCGGGUGCAGCGGUUCCUUGUCACAAGGCUGGGAGAGGACUGGAUCUUCCUGGUUCUGCUCGGGAUCACGAUGGCGCUGGUCAGCUGGACGAUGGACUACGCCAGUGCGAAGAGCCUACAAGGUAAAACGAUUCAUUUUGAUCUCAGUACAUCUCUAUUUCUUCACUAUUUUUCUAAAUUCUCUUCAGCUUAUAAAUGGAUCCACGGGGAGCUGAGAGGGAACAUCCCUCUGCAGUACCUGGCCUGGGUGGCUUAUCCGUUGAUAUUUGUCCUGUUCGCCUCCCUUUUUUGUCACCUGGUUUCUCCCCAAGCUAUCGGUUCUGGUAUUCCAGAGCUGAAGACCAUCCUGAGAGGGGUGGUGCUUAAGGAAUAUCUGACCCUCAAGGCCUUUAUUGCGAAAGUCAUCGGUCUGACUGCCGCUCUGGGCAGCGGCAUGCCUGUAGGAAAGGAGGGUCCGUUUGUCCACAUCGCCAGCAUCUGUGCAGCUGUUCUCAGCCGCUUCAUGUCCUUCUUUUCAGGAGUUUAUCAGAACCCGUACUGUUACACAGACAUCCUGACGGUGGGCUGUGCUGUGGGGGUGGGCUGCUGCUUCGGUACUCCACUGGGAGGCGUACUCUUCAGUAUUGAGGUAACAUCCACAUACUUUGCAGUGAGGAACUACUGGAGAGGAUACUUUGCUGCUACGUUCAGCGCCUUCAUCUUCAGAGUGCUGUCUGUAUUCAACAAGGAUGCAGUCACCAUCACAGCUCUGUUCAGGACCAAUUUUCGUAUGGAUUUCCCCUUUGACCUGCAGGAGCUUCCAGCGUUUGCCAUUAUUGGGAUAUCCUGCGGGUUUCUGGGAGCGUUUUUCGUCUAUCUCAAUAGACAGGUUGUGCUGUUCAUGCGACGCCCGAACGCCAUGACCCGCUUCCUCAUCAAACACCGGCUGAUUUUCCCCGCGGUGGUGACCCUAGUCAUCGCCUCUUUGACCUUCCCACCUGGCUUUGGACAGUUCAUGGCAGGAGAGCUGAUGCCCAGAGAGUGCAUCAACUCGCUGUUUGACAACUUCACGUGGACAAAGAUCUGGGGGUCGCCCCUGCCGGUGGGUUUGGGCCGCUCCGCUGCAUGGCUGCACCCCAACGUCAGCGUCUUUGUGGUCCUGCUGCUCUUCUUUGUAAUGAAGUUCUGGAUGUCUGCUGUUGCCACGACGAUGCCCAUCCCGUCUGGAGCCUUCAUGCCCGUCUUCAUCCUCGGAGCUGCAUUUGGCCGGUUGGUGGGGGAGAUCAUGGCCACUUUGUUUCCUCAUGGGAUCGUGUUUGACGGCAUUCUGUACCGCAUCAUCCCUGGAGGGUACGCAGUCAUUGGAGCAGCAGCCCUGACUGGAGCGGUGACUCACACUGUGUCCACAGCGGUCAUCUGCUUUGAGUUGACCGGUCAGAUCUCGCACAUCCUCCCCAUGAUGGUGGCGGUAAUCCUGGCCAACAUGGUGGCCCAGGGGCUGCAGCCCUCCCUGUAUGACUCCAUCAUCCAGGUCAAAAAGCUCCCAUACCUGCCCGAGCUCGGCUUUGGACACAUGAGCCAGUACAACAUCUUUGUGGAGAACAUUAUGGUCCGGAAGGUGAAGUUCAUUUCCUCUCAGUCCACAUACAGAGAAGUCAAACACCUGCUGGACUCCUCCUCACUCAAAACCAUCCCACUGGUGGACUCAAAAGACUCCAUGAUCCUGCUGGGCAGCAUUGACCGUUUGGAGCUCCUGGCUCUUUGUGAUUGGUGGUUAUCACCGGAGAGGAGACUCCUCAUGCAGGGUCGCAGCCUUCAGGAGCAGAAUCCGUGUCCAAGACACAGCUGGGAGUCCUUUGCCUUCGUGGAUGAGGAAGAGGAAGAUGAGAAAGACAAGGAUCAUUUUGUUCAGGAGGAGCGGAACGGCCCUCUGACCCCCCCAAAACCACAAGAGCCUUCAUCAAACCACACUGCGUCGGCUGCUGAUGUUGGCGGAGAGAAAAGUCCUCUUCGGUCUGUGAGGGAAACGCUCCGAAAUCUCUUCACCUCCAACAGCAGGCAGUUGGAGAAAGAGCCACAGGAGCCCUGUUCUCCACCCGUCUCUGACAGCAUGACACCAGAUGAGAUCAGAGCGUGGGAGGAGGCAGAGAUGGACAAACCAGUCGAAAUCGAUGAGAUACGUGUCGACCCGUCGCCUUUCCAGCUGGUGGAGAGGACGUCGCUACACAAGACCCACACGCUGUUCUCUCUGCUCGGACUCAGUCACGCUUAUGUGACCAGCAUCGGCAAACUGGUGGGGGUGGUGGCCCUGAAAGAGCUUCAGAAGGCCAUCGAAGGCUCCACACGUUAUGGCGUGCGCCUCCGCCCACCCCUGGCCAGCUUCAGAGACAGCAACCAUAAACCUGUCCCCAAACCCUCCACCUCUUCCCCAGCUCCUUCUCCAACCUUGACCUCCCCUCCCGCCCUCCAAGUUGUCCCAGACCCUCCCUCUGCAUCAACCACUUGUCAUCCUCACGACUAUGAGCAUGAAACUGAGGUGUGGAUCGAGGGAGGGGACAGGGAGGCGAGGGGCAGCUCAGAAGACAGCAGCCUCACCAGUAACCUCAACGUGCCUCCUUCAUCCACUCCUCCCCCGGUUCCUCCUCCCUCCACAUCUCCUCCUCCCUCUCCUUCAUCCUCCAUCUCCACCUUGAGGGUCACACAAGGACUCUGCGAGGGUGAUGAAGGAAGCGACGAUGAGCCGAUGGUUUAACUUUUGAUAAUAAUGACUUUUUUUAACAGUUCAAGUCAGCGUCUUCUCUUCUUUUAUUCUUCUUCUCUUAGUAUCUUCAGGUUCCAAACUCAGCUUGUCUGCUUCUCACAUCUCCGUCUCUUAAAAAGGUCUGUCGUAUCAUUAUUUUUAUUACUUUUUGCUCUGUCUUACUUUCAGUUCAAAUCGAGACAAUUUUCUUAAAUUAAAGAGAUAAAACAGAUUUUAUAUGAAGGCAAACAUUUAUACCAUUUCAGUCACGGUUCUUCAAAGCAUCUAGCAUUUAUCACAAAUAUACUGUAUUGUCUGUAACUUUUGUAGUUUUCUUCCAUAUCUGAUCAUUAAAGGAUUGAAUCAGCCGUUUGCUGAGUAGAGAAGCAGCAGCUGAUUGACUUUUUGAGUAUCCGGACUGAAGAAAAGUGAUGGAACGGUUUGGUUGAAGUGUUGGCCUCCACACUGCUACCACAGAGCUCAUGCUGUCAUGUUUUACUUAAUAAAGAAAGCAGCUAAAAGCAGAGAUUUUUUUUACAGGAUACAUCUACAGAUUUCUCAGUCAUUCAAGACUGCUUGAAAAAAAAAAUCUGAAUUCAGGACUUCUCUGUUCCUCAGGUGCUGCCAUAAGUCUUUAACGUCAUGUAUCAUGAAGUAGUUUUUUAAUGUGUGAAUAAAAAGGUUUAUUUGUUGAGUA
Messenger RNA from Oryzias melastigma (Indian medaka), 3859 nucleotides. Its product is annotated as chloride channel protein 1. The record is from RefSeq and is a predicted model, not a curated record. Gene Ontology annotation, cellular component: membrane. Gene Ontology annotation, biological process: transmembrane transport; chloride transport. Gene Ontology annotation, molecular function: voltage-gated chloride channel activity. The coding region runs from base 112 to 3174 and encodes 1020 amino acids. NCBI's taxonomy places the organism in Eukaryota, Metazoa, Chordata, Actinopteri, Beloniformes, Adrianichthyidae. The transcript is spliced from 23 exons.